AUGAGUAUAGGCGUACCCAUCGUCGUCGAGCAGUUAGUUUCAAUCCAAUGGCAAAAUGUGAAGGUAACGACGAAAAAUGGUCGACAGAUAUUGCAAGAUGUCAGCGGGAUUGCUGUUCCCAGAGAAAUGAUUGCCCUCAUGGGUGCUAGUGGAACUGGCAAGACUACUCUACUAAACGCGCUUCUUGAACGGAACCUUGGCGGACUUACCGUUGAAGGCAAAGUGCUGGUGAAUGGACAAAAUAUUGGCAGAGGAGUCACGAGUGUGUCGGCUUAUGUGCAGCAAGAGGAUCUGUUCGUGGGCACCCUAACGGUGCGGGAACAUCUAAUGAUCCAAGCCAAAAUGAAACUACCAUCUUCAUUCACAACGGCAAUGCGCAUUGCAAGAGUUGAAGAGGUCAUGAAAGAUAUGCUACUUGAAGGGACACAGUCUUCUCGUAUCGGUGUGCCAGGUAUCGUUAAGGGGAUAUCAGGGGGCGAAAUGAAGCGGCUCGCAUUUGCGUCGGAGAUGCUCAGCAAUCCACCAAUACUGUUUUGUGAUGAACCCACCAGUGGUUUGGACUCGUACAUGGCCGAGCUUGUUGUUACA
Ostertagia ostertagi is the source of this 588-nucleotide messenger RNA. NCBI's taxonomy places the organism in Eukaryota, Metazoa, Nematoda, Chromadorea, Rhabditida, Trichostrongylidae. The record is from the annotation of a GenBank genome assembly.